AUGGCCCUCCGGUGUUUGGAAAUCGUUAUCAAUUCAGCCAAGGACUUGAAGGACGUGAAUCUUUUCUCUAAGAUGGACGUGUAUGCCGUUUCCAUGAUCAACAACAGCCUCAACCUCAACAAUUCCUCCGAUCAAAAAACAACAAUCGACGAAAACGGUGGUACUAACCCCAAAUGGGUGCCGGACUUACCCAUGACGUUCAUCAUCGACGUCAAGGAGGCCAUGUGGCUAACCCUCGUCAUCAAACUCAAAGCCCACGGGACCUUGGGCGACAAAGAUGUUGGUGAAGUCCAUGUGCCCAUGAAGAAUUUGCUUGACAAUUGUGGUGGCGCAAAGGAUGCAAAACAUAUGAGUUGCAGCGUUAGGACCCCAGAUGGGAAGGCAAAAGGAGCACUAGACUUUUCCUUCAAGUUUGGUUAUGGGGGCUACCCAGCUUUUGUUCCAGCUGCACCAUAUGGUCCAUAUGCACCAGACACUGCUCUGGCUACGCCGGUGCAGCAGCCACAGAAUAAUUCUUUCAUUCCUGGCUUGUUGGCUGCGGGGUUUGAAGCGGUGGCCGUAGGAGUGGUCAAGGGCAUAGUCUAUAAUAAUUUGUUUGGUGAUGGUAAUGGAUUCAAUUAG
Molecule: messenger RNA, 621 nt
Organism: Quercus lobata
Lineage: Eukaryota; Viridiplantae; Streptophyta; Magnoliopsida; Fagales; Fagaceae
Product: protein SRC2 homolog
Exons: 2
Coding region: 1-621 (206 amino acids)
Biological process (GO): defense response
Source: RefSeq, a predicted model, not a curated record